CGAUACCACGACACUCGCGCGGCACUCUUCGGCCUGGUAACAUCGGUCAAUUUUUAUUAUUCGCGUUGUGAAAUAAUAAUACAUAACACAUCAUACAACAAAUCAACCAUGUGCUUAAUAUUUUGUAAAUCAAUUUAUUCAUUUUAUUAUUUUUUUUAAAUUAUACAAAUCAAUUUGUUUUCUAUUUUUUUUUUUUCUUUCUUUGAUUUGAUUUUUUAAUUGUUAAAAUUACAAGUUGGUUUUUGUUGAUUUGAGUUUAUCAAAGUCAGGAAAAUAGUGGUAUAUUUACAGUGACAGUUAAAUUCGAAAAUAAAUACGUGUUACUUUAUUUUAUCGAGUUCUCGUCACGUAUAGAUCGAAAAACGACGAAAAAUUUUCAAAUCAAGUACUACGUGGUGUGGAAAAAUAUCAAGUAAAAUUUUACGAAUGUGAAAAAACCAAGUGGUGGCUUGUUAAGAGUGACAGUGCGCAAUAUUUACAAGUGGAUAAAAAAUAUAUAAUAAUGAUAAAAUAAAGCCUUGAAUAUAUGAAAAAUUGAAAAUAGAAAAAAUUGAAAAACACUCAACUUGAAAAUACAAUCAAUUUUUUCUUUUGAAAAAAAAAUUCUCAUUUGAUUUUUAGUUGUUUGUUUGAAUAUUUUUUUUGCUUAAAUUGAGGAAAAAUUUUAGAGAUCAAAGUAAAAUAUUGUAAUUUAGUAAACACGUGUGUUUUAAUUCGAAAAAGUUUUAGGAAUUUGAAAUUAAAAAUUUUAGGACUAAUCAAUAAUUCAACAAAUGUAAUUGACGGAAUUGGAUCAUGGCCUCAGUUUUAUCCUGGAUUUCUAUAUGAUACAACUGAUUUCGAGUGAUACAAUUAUUUGAAAUAUAAAAUGGAAAUAAUGCAGCAUCUUUUUAUCUUGAUUUGCUUGGUUGGAAUGGUUUGCAGUGACACAAGCACAGUAGGCAACAGUUUUUCGACUGAAAUUUUCGAUGACAAUGAAUCACUUGCCCAGAAUUCAACAUGGAGUGAAUGGUCAGCAUGGUCAAAGUGGUCUGGAUGUUCAAGGAGUUGUGGAGGUGGUCUAUCCCGUCAACAUAGAAGAUGCAAAAAAAAACCAUGCAAAGGAAAAACUGGAAGUACAAAAUACAAAAUAUGCAACAGUCAGCCAUGUCACGACUUGAGUGAUUUUCGAGGUGAACAAUGUGCAUCCUUUGACAAUGUACCUUACAGUGGACAAUUGUUAAAAUGGUAUCCUUACUAUGAUUCAACAAGACCAUGCUCUUUGAUUUGUCGUGGAAUACAGACAUACAGAUCUUUAGCAUCAUCGUUAAGUUCACUUCGUCCAAUGCAACGUUUAAUACUCAUUGCAAAUGAAACAGCCAACAAAAUUGAUGGUGGACUAACAAGUGGUUCUUUGAUUGAUAAUAACGAUGAAGAUCUUGAUUCAGAUGAAACAAUUGUCGUUCAACUUGCUGAAAAAGUUAUUGAUGGUACCAAAUGUAAUAAUGAUCCAGAUAGUUUUGAUGUUUGUAUUGGUGGUAAUUGCAUGAAAGUUGGAUGUGAUGAAAAAGUUGGAAGUAACAAGACAUUUGAUUCAUGUGGUAUUUGUGGUGGAAAUAGUACGUCAUGUCAACGAAAAUAUGCUUGGACACUUGCAACAAUAUCAGCAUGUUCAAAAUCAUGUGGAGGUGGCAUGAAGAUGACUAUGGCAAUUUGCCAAUCUACACAUGGCGAAAUGGUCGUGGAAGAUGUUAAUUGUGAUGCUAAAGAAAAACCGAUGGAAACACUUUUGCCAUGUAACACGCAUGACUGCGAAACCAAAUGGUUGACUAGUGAAUGGGGUAAAUGUAGUGCAACAUGUGGUGGUGGAGUUAAAACAAGAUCGGUUUUUUGUACCGAAGAAUAUGCAAAUAAAACAACCAAGCUACCGGAUCGAAGAUGCAUUGCCAGUCGUAGGCCGAGAAAUCAAAAAAAUUGUAACAUAAUAUCUUGUCCAAUGUGGGAAACUAGUGAAUGGAGUCAGUGUUCAGCAACAUGCGGAUUUGCAACAAGAACAAGAACAAUUGAAUGCAGAGAUGGUGAAGGAAGAUUAUCAUCUGAUUGUGAUCCAACUGAACGACCAGGCAACGAACAAGAGUGCAAAACCAGCACUUGUCCAGGAUUUUCUGGUGAUAAAUUUGAUCCAACAAUCCAAUCCUCAGAAUCACCACCAACACCAGAAAAAUUAAUUGCCGAAGAAAUGCCUUCAAAACCAACAUUUAUCGUUGAUAAUUGGUCAACAUGCAGUGCAACAUGUGGUGAGGGUAUACGUCAUCGUGAUGUACACUGUAAAAUAUUUCUCGAAUUUAGUAGAACAAUGGCAAAAUUACCAGAUCAUCAAUGUGCUGGUACAAAACCACAAGCAACUGAACGUUGUAUGCUUAGACAAUGUGAACAAGAUGAAAAUAAUUAUUCAUAUGGUAUUGAUACUGUUCGUGAUAGCGGCUAUGAAGAUACAAAUUUAAUGGAUUCAUAUAAAUUAUCUGGUCUAAGUGGUGCUGGUGCUGGUGGUGAUUACGACAGUGGUGUUAAAGUUGCACCAGGUAGUUCUGGACAAACAACAUAUUCAUGGAAAGAAGGUGGCUACAGUGCAUGCUCAGCAUCAUGUCUUGGAGGUGUUCAGGAUUUGAUAAUUAAUUGUGUCAGUGAUGAUACUGGUAAAACUGUUAUACCAUUACUUUGUACUGCUGAAACAAAACCAGAAUCGAGAGUUAGAACUUGCAAUGAUCAUGCUUGUCCACCAAGAUGGAAUUAUAGUGAUUUUGGUGCAUGCAAUAGUGAAUGUGGUAUUGGUAUGCAAACAAGAGACGUCACUUGCAUUCAUGAAGUUGCAAGGGGACCAGGUAACACGGUUGUUGUAUCAAGCCACAUGUGUCCAACACCAGCACCAGUAGACAGACAGCAUUGCAAUGUGUGGGAUUGUCCACCUAAAUGGCAGCCUGGUGAAUGGAGCAAGUGUUCAAAAAGUUGUGGUAAUGGUGUUAAAAGACGUGAAGUUGUUUGUGAACAAAUAAUGGCACAAGGACACAGACAAAAUGUUGCUGAUCGUGAAUGUCAAGGACCAAAACCACCAGCUGAUAAACCAUGCAACACAAGAUCAUGUCAUGAAAAUGGAAAUUCAAAUAGUCAUUCAAUAAUAUCAAGUGAAAAUUCAACAUACAUACAAAAAGAUCCAGAAAAUAAAGUUGAAUUAAAAAUUGGAAUGACUGCAACAGUAUUUCAAGGAAUAACAUCAAUCAAAAUUCGUUGUCCAGUUAAAAAAUUCCACAAAGCACAAAUUACAUGGACAAAAGACAGAGCAGAAAUACGUAAAUCGAAAAAAUACAAAAUUAAUAAAAAAGGAACAUUGAGAAUAAUUGACAUUCAAUUCACGGAUGCUGGAGUUUAUGGCUGCAUUGCUGGUCAAGCACACUCUGAAACUCAUUUAACAGUGAAGCAUCGUACGAGAGAUCAAAUGAGCAGUGAAGAAAUAUUAAGAUCUGGUAAUAAUGUUCAACAUCGUCAUGAUGUUAACCUAGACUCUGGUUCACCAAGUUCCGGUGAAAAUUUACAAAUUGAUAGAGCUGCACCAGCAUAUCAGGGUACAUUUGCACUUGGAAAUGAUGAUUUGAGUCAUGAAUCACGUCCGGAAAUUCAAUUAUCUGGUAAGACAACUAAAAAACCACGUAAUAAAAAAUUACGUCCACGACCGAGUCCUUCAUCAGCAGACUCAACAUCAAAUGGAGAAUAUCCAGUCACAUCAAUUCAUAAGUCUGGCUAUCAGGAAUCAGUGGAAUCCACUGCAGCCUCCAGUGGUUCUCGUCUUAUGCCACAUUUUACCCAACUAAUAACAGCCUUGAAGUCAUAUUGGCCAUUCACCAAGAACGCCCAUGCACAAAAAAGAAAUCACCGAACAACACCAAUAAAACAACAUAAUCCUCACCGUCACAAAUCUUCAUCGGACAGCUAUAAUUUUGAUAAAAUGGACAACAAUUUAAAGUACAACAGUGCUGACAAUGACAUGGGUAUGUUUGGCCACAACACAGUGAUACCUGAUGAAAAAUUUGGACCAGAUGAAGAGCGAAUAUUCAUCGAUGAUGAUCCAUAUGAUUUAGACACUGUUGUUCUUUCAAUUGAUCAGCUAGAAGCACUCGAACAUUCAAAAUCAAUAAUUGAAAAUGCAAAAACAACAACAACAACACAAAAAUCAACUGAAAAUGAAUUUGAAUAUUCUUUAAAAAAUAUUAAAACGAAUGAUAUUCAUGAUAAUUAUCUUCGAAGUCAAAGAGGUACAAAUAUAGAAAAUAAAAUUGAUAAUACAACAACAACAACAUCAACAACAACAGAAAAAUUAACUGAUGUAUCAAUUGAAAAAUCAAAAAAUGAUACAUUAAUUAUUUCAACAUCAACUCAAUCAUCAAAUGAUGAAAAUAAAUUAACAACUGAAAAUAAAAAUACUCCAACAAUUCCAACAACAAUAAUUGAUGAAUUGCAUAUUGAUAAAAAGCCAACAGAUCAAAUUAAUGAAAACCCAAAAAUAUUAUCAACAACAUCAACAAUAAAUUUAUCAAAAAAUGAUGACGAUAAAAUAUUUGAUUCGGGCAGUGAAAUGGAACAAAUUGAGGAUUCAUAUGAGAGUGAAUUGAUAAAAUAUAAAUUAAAUAAUAACAUGACAAAUAAUUUAAAUAAUAAAACUUUGAUUAUAAAUAAUAUGGAAAAAAAAAAUAAUGAAAAUACAAAAGACAGUGAUUUGGAUGGUGUUGAUCUUGGAGCAUUGGAAGUUGUUAGUAAUGAAGAUAACAGUGAACAAAAAAUAUCAUCAACAACAUUACCAUCAUCAUCAACAACAUUACCAACAAUAACAACAACAAAAACAACAACAAAAACAACAACAAAAACAACAAAUAUUGAUGAUAAAAAUGAAGAAAAAGUAAAAGAAAUUUUAUUAAAUGAAAAAAAUCAAAUUGAAUCAUCAACUCCAUUGGAAAUACUUUCAUUUGAAACAAAUGAUUCGAUUGAUGAUGAAUCUGGUGAUUUAAAUAUAUUCAGUACAGGAAUAAAAGAUGAUAUGGAAUUUAAAUGGAUCACAACUGAUUGGUCAAAAUGUUCACAACCUUGUGGUGGUGGUGGUUUUCAAAUGAGAGGUGCACAGUGUACGGUACGUUCAAUAAAAUCAAGUAUAAAUACAACACAAGUACCAUCAAGAACAGUCAUUGGUGCUUCACUUUGUGAGGAUGCUGGUUUUCCAAUGCCACAAAAAGUACGUCCUUGUGGUGCAAAUACAUGUCCACAAUGGUAUGCCAAAGAAUGGACUCCUUGUGAAUCAUCAAGAUGCUUUACAUGGAAAACUGCUAUGCAAAGACGAGAAAUAACUUGUCGUAUUGCUGAAGAAUUGGCGAAUGGAACAAUAAACAUGACAAUUGUUGAUUCAAAAAAAUGUGACGAUGAAAUAAAACCACCUCAAAAACAGGAAUGUCACAAUGAUGCAUGUAAAGGUGUCUGGAGAGUUGGUGAAUGGUCCAAGUGCACAGCAUCAUGUGAGGAUGGCAUUAAAUAUAGAAUACUACAGUGUGUAUGGUUUGGAACAAAAAAACCAGCUGGAAAUGUAUGUCGUGAUUUGCCGCGUCCAGUUGUGAUGAAACCUUGCAAAAAUGGACCUUGUCAUACAUCUGGAGAUCAAUGUACGGAUGAUUCACCACUUUGUCAUAAAGUUAAUGUCAUGAAUUUAUGCUCACUUUAUCAAAGACAAUGUUGUAAGUCUUGUCGUGAAGCUGGACAUGCAGCUUAAAAAUUUAAAUAAUAUAUUAUUACGCCAGAAUUAAAUGUGACCAAAAAUUUGACGGGGUUACUAUUAGAUAAAUAUAUAUUUAUUUCACGCACAUAUAAUUUUUGUUUUUUAAAUAAAAAAAAGAGAGGCAUAUACUGUAAAUUAUUAUUAUGAUUAAAUAUGUAUUUGUAUAAUGUGUACCUCGAGUUUGAAUAAAGCCACAAAGUAUUAAAUUACUUGAUCCUUGUGUUGAUAACUCUGCGAGAUUUAUUAAAUAAUUUCGAUUAAAUAUCACAGGAAGUUGUUAAAGUUCAAUGAAAUAUAAUAAAUAAUAUAUAUAUUUAAAUUAAUUAAUUAAUUUAAAUUGGGGGAAGGGUAAAUAUAAUGCUAGUUAUAUUAUGGAAAAAAAAAAAAGUAAAUCUAAAUAAAUUUAAUAAUCUAAUAAUUUUUAAAAAUAUUAAAUUAAAUUUUUCGAUGUCAAAGUAACGUGAAAAAUCGUACUAAAUAAAAAUACAAAAAAAAAAAUUAAAUAAAUUAAUACAAAGAUAAAUUAAUUAAUUAAUAUAAAUAAAAAAAAAAAAAAGAAAAUAAUAAAAAAUAAAAAUAUAAGAAUUUUUAAAUUUAACACAACAUCAUGUUUUGAAUUUUAGAUGAAAAAAAAAAAAAAGGAAAAAAAAUGAAUAAAUAAAAAAAUUAAUGUUUUUGUUACAUUUUUUAUAGCUAAAUAUCCUAUAAAUCAUUUAACCAUUGACUAUGUUCAUCCAGCACGUUGUAAAAUAAUUUAUCAAGACUGAAUUUUAACAAAAAAAAAAAAAAAAAAUGAAAAAUAAAAA
Aphidius gifuensis is the source of this 6597-nucleotide messenger RNA. RefSeq names its product protein madd-4 (gene nolo). The coding region runs from base 869 to 5785 and encodes 1638 amino acids. The record is from RefSeq and is a predicted model, not a curated record. Gene Ontology annotation, molecular function: metalloendopeptidase activity. Gene Ontology annotation, biological process: extracellular matrix organization. The transcript is spliced from 26 exons. Gene Ontology annotation, cellular component: extracellular matrix. Lineage: Eukaryota; Metazoa; Arthropoda; Insecta; Hymenoptera; Braconidae.